CACUGAGCCAAGAGAGAGAGAGCAGGGAAAAGUUGAGAGAGAGCCAGAGGGGCAGGCUAGCAGGCAAAGGGAAGAAGAAACUGGGGCUAUCCAGGAAGAAGAGACAGGACCGUCCGAGCCAGCAGCCAUAAGUCACCGGGGCUACUGCAGCAGCACUCCUCCUGUCCAUCCUCUCUCUCUCUCUCUCGCUCUCGUUCUCUCUCUCUUUCUCUCUCUGACUGGGGCUGCAGCCUGCCUUUCUCUGCAGAGGAAGCGCUGGCUGGUGGAAUCGACUUGACUGCAGCCUAACUGACUGCCGGUGCGCAGUGAUUCUCCCCUGGCUCAGCUCAGCUCAGCUCUGCCGUGCGUUCGUCCUCACUGACUCAGCUGUGCUGUGUAGUCAGCCUGCUGGUCCAGCCUCUCGGGAACACAGCCACAGGAAGAGUCCUUCUGACGGGAGUGUUUUGGGGCUGGCAGGCAGACGCACUGCAACCAGGACUGGCUAACAACACAGUAGAACGUGGUGCCUCGGUUGGGACCAGAUCAGACGCCCAGGCACAACACACAACCAGACCAGGGGGACUCUGGGUUACAUCGACCUGACCACCAGAGGAGUUUUGACAGGAUAACUCCAGCCCAACGGACCCCGGGCUGGAUCCCACAGCAGGGGGUGUUUUGGACGGGUUCAGAGUGCCAUGGAGGUCCAGGGGAGUGGGGCUGAGCAGCCCAGGUCCAGGUGUCUGUUGUCCUCACACACCGCCUGGCCCCGGACCAGCCUGAUCAUCACUCUGCUGCUCAGUGUGUGGUCUGCUCAGGGCCUGGAGAUGUCCACAGGGAAGGUCCCGUUCCUGGAGGCGCUAAACGGCAGUACUGUGCUGCUACCCUGCACCUAUGCCAGCUGUAUCGGCAUCAAAAACCUCUACUUCAACUGGCAGUACAACGACAAUGGCACUAUGCAGAAGGUUUGUGAGUCGGUGAUUCCGGCAGACGGGAUGGAUCCUCAUCCAGUAAGUAUCUACCGGGAGCGGGUGGAUUUUAUCGGCACCAGUGAUCACAACAACAUCUCCAUCCUGCUAUGGAACAUCACCUUUGAGGACGAGGGCCAGUACACCUGUUUCGGACGCAACCCCAAAGAGAAGGGCAAGAACCACAGCGCUAUCUUUACCCUUGUCGUGGUGGACGAGUUACGAGUGGUCGACAACACUCUCACCAUCAUAAUUGCUUCUGCAGUGGGCGGAGCCAUCGCCCUGCUGAUGACUUUCAUGCUGGUGAAGAACUUCAUCCUCUUCGUUCUCUUCAAAAUCGAGGAGAAGAAAAAGAUCGAGUGCCUUGUACAAUCUUCCUCAGCAGAUGAAACAAACAAUGUCUCAGGAUCCAGAACUUCGAAACCACCAACACCAAAGAAGAAAUGAGAGUACUUGCAUGUAUGUACAUCCAUAUAUAAAUAUACAGUUAUAUCUAUGCAUAUAUUUAUAUGCAUAAACAUGUGUAUGUACACAUGACUCCAUGGGCAGGUUUCUUGGGCAGGUUUUUUGGACUGAGAAGCACGUCCGAUGGAGAUUCUUUAUUGAAAGUGUUUGUUAGUCCAAUAAGCUUAGGCUGUGUCCAGGAAACCGCCACCAUACGUUCAAGUAGAUAUAUUAUUUUUUUAAAUUAAACACCUAAACCUAGGACUGUUUUUCAUAUGAUAAUAAAAAGAGAAAACAAUUAUGAUUAAUUUAAAAUAUGCUUAAGAUGGGGAAUAAUGCUAUGUAAUAAUGCUGUUUAAACUGUGCUGGAUCCUGCUCCUCUCUUCACCAACCAACCCAGUUCAACUGAAACUGUCUACAAAUUCAAAUGUUAUGUUUUGUAGAAAAUAUAUGGGACAUUAUUCACAGUUUAAUUCAAUCUCCAGUGGCAUUAUGCCACUUCAGAUUCAGCUUCAGUCCUAUUGAAUAAUACCUCUGAUUCGUAUCAAGUUUAGUUUAGUGUUGUUUAGAAUACAAUAUUAACUCUGCUAUUCCAAAAGUAAUUCAUUAAGCCUAUUGUAUCAUAUUUAGAAACGAAGGUCUCUAAAGGGGUGUUGCUGUGGUGAAGAGUGAGAAAUGAUCCAGUUCAGAACAUAAUACCUUUUCUUUGCUUGAUAUAAAACACUGGUGCCUGUUAGCGCUUCUAUCUUCCUCUGCUGGUAGGGAAGACUAAAUACUGCAAAACCAUUUACCAAACGCAGCAAAACGCAAAGGAAUAAUACUACAAGCUGAUGAAUGAAAUGAUAGACAAUCCCUUGAAACCAACCCCCUAGAAAAAUGAAUAAACCUCUACUAAUGCUGCUUUUAAGACAAAUAACCUUAAUGCAUUUAUAAGCAUGUGAAACCCCAAGGCAGAUUUAGAGACACAAUGCUUGACAAUAGAAAUGUACUCUCUCUUGUGUUCUUUUCUGGAAUCCCAGAUUUAACCACAUGUAAUGUGUUUAGUUCUGCUUUGAAGCUGGUUCCAAAUCUGCUCACAUCAUGCCAACCCCCACUACAUCCAGUGUGCAUCCAAUGGUUGGCUAGGCUAUGCACAGUACACUAUUAGGUAGUGGGUUUACUGGCUUGAACAUUUCUAUACUAUGUCCACUUACAAAUAGCUCUCUCUUUGUUGUACUGAACACAUUUACUCAGACCCAUGUUUUUACACACUGCAAUAAGUACUCAUAUGCUGCAGCGCAGCGGAAUUUAUGAUGGUUCAUUCAUGGCUCAUGAUUCAACACAAAUUCACCAUGUGCAGAAAACAGAUAUCCCUCAUCUACAGUCAUUACGGAUACCUCCAUUAACUACACCAUAAAGAGAUGCAUGGGGCAGCAGUUAUGAUGCAGGUAGAGUGAUAGACUGGAACAGAUCUUUACUGGACAGUGUAUAAUAGACACACAACUAAUAUCCCAUUUUCAGCCCAUUUAUUAUGACAAAACUGGGAUAACCCUGAGAAACCCACAUCUGAUCAGGAAUGGAAUGUACUCCUUUCAUUGGGUUCCUAAGUUACUAUGGAAAUCCAUCGCUAUUGAACUGCAAUGGCAUAUAUCCAAUAGUGGUACGUUUAAGACGCUGAAUGUCUCGUUUUCAAAAUACCUUCAGUGUGUGGGAAAACAUGCAUGUUCAGGGGAGAACUUAAUGUCUAUGUCCAUUGUCUAGGACCUUGCUGCAUCUGUCAUUGUAUAAACAUAACAAAUAUACCUCCCUCAAUCACUCAAGUUGUUUCUAAUGUGGACAAGCCCCAGUAUUGCUGUUCCCAUAGCAUAACCCCCAAAUAAGUGCACUGGCUUGUAACAAUAACAGGAGGGUCUUUUGGGAACUUUACUUAGAAAUGUAUAUUUUUGGGCUGUGCUAGAAGUGUAUGUAAACCACAGAGAUGUGUUGUACCAGUGGAGCAGUGAGUUAGUGAACCUAAAUAGUUGUAUAUUUAACAUGAGGGUAAAGUUGAAUUAAUGACCUCAGCUGUCUUAGAUGGGAACAAACAUAUGGCAUGGUUAGAUCAUAGACAGUAGUAAAUGUACUAUCUCUGGUUGGACACGGCUUUGAGCUUAUGGAACUGAAUCCCUGGCUGAUUCAUACUCUCCUAAGAUAACAGUGAUACUAUGCAAACACAAACAUGACUACUGAGCGGAAGACAUUCAUGUACUAUAGGACAGGCUCUCCCAAUGGGAUCUGCUUUCACAACGCUGCCCAGACAUUACAGCAACAUGACGAUAGCUAUUGCAGGAUUCCAAUAUACCAUUUUGAGUUCUUUACUGUGAUGAUAAUGUGAGCAAUAAAAAUGACAAGAGCAACAGUAAUCAAAGUAGGUUAUGGGAAAUGGAGUUCUGAUGAGCUGAUCCAGGGUAGAUAGGGAACAUAGGCUUAUAGUGCAGGGGUAUUCAGUCCUUGAGGUCUAGAGCACUGCUAGUUUUCAUUGUUUUUAACCAGGGACUGUCUGGUUCAGACCUGUGUGACACCACCAGUGAACAGAUUUUCUGGCCAAUCAAUGAUAUUAAUCAAUCAUUUAACCACAAGGGAGACAUACAGAGUAGUGCAGACCUCGCUGCUCAGAUUUGAAUACUCAUUUUGCCUGUUAAUGCACAGAUGUAUAGGCUUCCCCUUCUCACUCUGGGAAGCUAGCCUCCUAUUUCUGUUUCUAUGCGGCACUUUGUGAAUGUUUGGAAGGCACAGAGUGGUGUCUUUUCGCAUGUCUAGUGUGUAGAGACCUCUGUCUAUUGUUGUGUUUCUGGUGUCCGGCUAUGGCUCAUCUUCUAUUCUGCAUAAGGGGCUGUGGGAUGGAGUCCUGUGUGAGAAAUCCUCUAAAAGGUUCCUGAAUGUAAGAACCUGUGGAGAUAUGCAAUAUACAGUAUGUAAUUUAAAGGAGCAACAAGAUUUUAGCCAUAAAUUAAAUUUCUUCAUGGUUUGUUGGAGACUGCUUACAAAUGGCUUAGUAUAGCUUCUUACCUUAUCACAAUCCAAAAAAAGAUUGUUUGAAUACGUUUUGUAUUGCUAAAUGUUUUUGCUAUUGUUGUCAACCUGACAAACGAGAACCAAUCGUGAUACAGGAAGUUGUACACAACUAAUUUGCAGCUUCACACGGCAUUCUAAAAAGUAGGUUUCAUUCUUGUGAAUUUCUAUUCCUUUGCUACUGCUGGCAUGUAAUUGAUAUUUGGCGCUAGUUGCAGGUGGAAAUGUUACAUGUAUAACCUCUUAACAAACAUACUUAUAGCCUAACUGUGAAAGUGACACGUGUCCUGUUGAAAUGCCCUUACACAGUACUGUAGAGGUACCAACUGUCUUCCCUGUACCCUAUUCUUUUGACAACUGUACUGAAAGAACUGGGUAGAUGAAGCAAUAUGAAAGUGAAAUCUUUGUCGUUUGGAAAUUCUGAGAACACUGUUGUACCAAGUUGUAGUAGCAGAGUUGCUGAAAUAGUGACCUCUCUAUCAUCCAUUAUUGCACUUUUGACAACAGAAUGUUUGUGAAUCUAUAAUGUACCCAGACAUUACUGACACCUUGGUCCCACAUUGCUCUCCCAACUAACGUGAAUGUACAGUCAUAUUUCUCUUUACUCCCUCUCAAAUGAUGCCUCCUCAUGUAAUCUCUCCACCAUGCAUAUCAGCUCCAUUUUACUUUAUUAUAAAAGCCACCAGAAUCCAAUAAACUUUUAAAUUAAA
Messenger RNA from Coregonus clupeaformis (lake whitefish), 5128 nucleotides. RefSeq names its product sodium channel subunit beta-4. Gene Ontology annotation, molecular function: transmembrane transporter binding; sodium channel regulator activity. Gene Ontology annotation, cellular component: voltage-gated sodium channel complex; membrane. NCBI's taxonomy places the organism in Eukaryota, Metazoa, Chordata, Actinopteri, Salmoniformes, Salmonidae. The transcript has 6 exons. The record is from RefSeq and is a predicted model, not a curated record. Gene Ontology annotation, biological process: regulation of ventricular cardiac muscle cell membrane repolarization; cardiac muscle cell action potential involved in contraction; regulation of sodium ion transmembrane transporter activity. Bases 675 to 1391 code for a protein of 238 amino acids.